Molecule: messenger RNA, 1643 nt
Organism: Filobasidium floriforme
Lineage: Eukaryota; Fungi; Basidiomycota; Tremellomycetes; Filobasidiales; Filobasidiaceae
Product: Zinc/iron permease
Exons: 7
Coding region: 281-1414 (377 amino acids)
Biological process (GO): zinc ion transmembrane transport
Cellular component (GO): plasma membrane
Molecular function (GO): zinc ion transmembrane transporter activity
Source: RefSeq, a predicted model, not a curated record
GAGGAUCGUAGGUGCUGUGGACAGUGGCCUGAGGUAUGGGGUGGUGGCAUCCCUCGAUAUCCUCGUCGAUAUUCUAUUCUCAGAACGGAAUGACAUCGAGAUAAUCUCGUCAAAGAGCAACGUUCAUCUGGAAGAAGGAAUAUAUAUACCGGACAGUGUACAGCGAUAUCAGCGAACCGUUGAACGCAAACUCCUCCUCGUCGACCUGGGAAAAAACAACCUCGAACAGCCAGAUCUGCACACAGCGCCUCUCCGAAUCCUUACGAACCUUGAAACCACUAUGGACGCUCCCGCUGAGAACACUCCUGAUGUUCAGGAAGACCCUUGUGCCGCCUCGUAUGACGACUCGAGGCACGGACUGCGUAUCGCAUCGAUCUUUAUCAUCCUCGUGACUUCGAUCAUCGGCACCCUCGCCCCCGUGCUCUUGCGACGCACGAAAUCAGUCUUUGCCCACCCGCUCGUCUUUGACUUUUGCAAGUUUUUCGGUAGCGGUGUCAUCAUCGCUACGGCGUUUAUGCACUUGUUAACACCCGCCUUCGAAGCGCUUGGAUCGGAAUGUCUGAGCGGAGGAUGGACCGAAUACGACUGGGCUCCGGCCAUCGCCAUGAUGUCCGUCUACGCCAUCUUCUUUGCCGAAGUCGCCGCCUACAGGAUCGGGAACAAGAGGAUGGAAAAGCUCGGGAUGACUUACAACACUCACGCCGACGCUGAGGCUGAACACGGUCAUUCCCACGCUCACGAAAACCUCAACAACGGGAACGCCCUGGACGAGUCAAUCUCCCCUAUCGGCUCUUCCGAGGAGGGCGUUGCCGGUGUCAACGUCGGGGCGGGUAGUAAAGCCAAGAUGGCCGAAGCUGGUUUCGCCUCCUCUGACAGUCUCGAUGCGGAUGCUGCCAGGACGGACUACGACAUUUCCACCUCGGAGGGGGUCGCCCAGCUGAUCGCGGUCGCCGUUUUGGAGUUUGGUGUCAUCCUCCAUUCCAUUGUCAUCGGUCUGACGUUGGCCCUGAGUGACGAGUUCGUCACCCUGUUCAUCGUCAUCAUCUUCCACCAAAUGUUCGAGGGUCUCGGUCUGGGAUCUCGUCUGUCUCAACUUCGUCUGCCUCACAAGAUGCGUCUUGCGCCGUAUGCCGCCGGUAUCCUCUACGCAUUGAUGACCCCCCUCGGUGUGGCCAUCGGUCUUGGUGUGAGGGAGUCGCUGAAUACUAACGGUGCUGCUAUGGCCGGAGCGUCAGGCACUCUCGAUGCGUUCAGUGCAGGGAUCCUCCUCUACACCGGGCUUGUCGAGCUUUUGGGUCACGAGAUCCUCCUCAACCCUCGAAUGAUGAAGGCCUCGAACAAGCGGAUGACGUUCGCGUUUGUCUGCAUCUGCCUUGGAAGCGGUCUCAUGGCCUUGCUCGCCAAGUGGGCCUAGACGUCGCACGAGGCGAGGGACUUCUCCUCUUCCAAAACCGAUCUUUAAAGGAUCUUCACGAGCCAUAGACUGUAUCUUCCCCCCCACUCGAGGAGGAUGACGAUUUGAAGCGAGGGCGUCGAUGGACGCACCGGCAUAAUAUAGAUAUAUAGAAAGAGAGACGGACUAGAAGGAUGUACGAACCCAUGUAACGAUGUACUACCUGGAAACAACAGAUGCUUCUUCUUUG